Leishmania mexicana MHOM/GT/2001/U1103 is the source of this 2115-nucleotide messenger RNA. Its product is annotated as putative pre-mRNA splicing factor ATP-dependent RNA helicase. Gene Ontology annotation, molecular function: ATP hydrolysis activity; RNA binding; ATP binding. Gene Ontology annotation, cellular component: intracellular anatomical structure. The record is from RefSeq and is a predicted model, not a curated record. The coding region runs from base 1 to 2115 and encodes 704 amino acids. The transcript has a single exon. Lineage: Eukaryota; Euglenozoa; Kinetoplastea; Trypanosomatida; Trypanosomatidae.
AUGGAGGCGAAGCACAGCAGCCGUAAUCCUUUAACGGGAAGGGAAUACAGCUCCCGGUACUUUACUCUUUUGAAAGGGCGCGAGCGGCUCCCUAUUUUUGCAGCCAAGUCGCGUAUUCAAAAGCUGGUGAGUCAGUAUCAGACGCUACUUCUCGUUGGAGAGACAGGCAGUGGAAAGACAACUCAGGUUCCUCAAUACAUUUUGGAGCUCAAUCCGGAGCACGGAAUUGCUUGUACGCAGCCGCGGCGUGUCGCGGCAACAAGCGUGAGUGAGCGCGUGGCUGAGGAGAUGGAUGUUGAGCUAGGCGAGGAGGUAGGGUACUCUAUUCGUUUCGAUGAUAAGAGUUCUGAGAAAACGCGGCUGAAAUACCUGACAGAUGGUAUGCUUCUGCGCGAGGCGAUGACGGAUCCGCUGUUGAGUCGCUACAGUGUCAUUGUUCUUGAUGAAGCUCACGAGCGCACUGUAUCGACAGACAUUUUGAUCGGCACCUUGAAGGAGCUUCUUCCAAAAAGACCAGAUCUCCGCAUUGUAGUGAUGUCUGCGACCCUCGAAGAAAAGCGCUUUCAGGAGUAUUUUUCUGAGGCACCGCUUGUCCAUAUUUCCGGCCGUAUGUAUGGUGUUGAGGUGUACAACUCAAAGGCACCUGAAGCUAACUACGUGGAAGCGAGCAUUCGCACAGCAACGCAGAUUCAUCUGUACGAAGGCGAGGGCGACAUCCUUAUUUUUUUGACUGGUGAAGAUGAAAUCGAAACGACUGUGGAGCGGCUGCAAAGCGGUAUCAGGAUGGCAGAGCACAGCAGUGCCAACUGCCACCACGGCCCCGUUGCAGUCUUGCCUUUGUACUCCGCCCUACCCCCGUCGCAGCAGCGGAAGGUGUUUCAGACAGUACCGGAGGGAACGCGCAAGAUAGUUGUGGCGACAAACGUGGCCGAAACCUCAUUGACGAUUGACGGUGUUGUUUUUGUGAUUGACUGUGGCUUUUCGAAGCAAAAAGUUUUCAAUCCAAAGCUUCGAGUGGAAUCGCUGCUUGUUACACCAAUUAGCCAAGCGAGUGCUCGACAGCGCUGCGGUCGUGCCGGGCGUACCAGGCCGGGAAAAUGCUUCCGACUCUAUACGGCAAAAUCUUUUCACUCUUCUCUGCAGCCCAACACGUACCCUGAAAUUCUUCGUUGCAACCUCGGGAGUAUUGUUUUGCAUAUGAAAAAAAUGGGUAUUGAAGAUUUGGUGAACUUCGACUUUGUGGAGCCGCCGGCGCCUGAGACGCUGAUGCGCGCGUUGGAGUUGCUCAAUUACCUCGGCGCGCUGGAUGACGAUGGCAAUCUGACGGAGGAGGGGAAUUUUAUGUCAGAGUUUCCGGUCGAUCCGGAAAUGGCAUCAAUGCUUUUUCACAGCCCUAAGUUUGGAUCUUCUGAGGAUAUUGCACGAAUUUGCGCUAUGCUGUCUGUGCAAAAUCCAUUCAUUACUCCUUCAAAUGACCAGCGAGGCCGUGCAUUGCGGUGCCGCGAACAGUUCUAUCAUCCAACAGGGGACCACAUUUCGUACCUGAACACCUUCAAUGUGUUCUACGAGAUGAAGAACCAGAGCUCCUCUUGGUGCACCGAGAACUACAUCAAUCCUCGGGUUAUGAAGCAAGCGGUGAACAUUUACCGCCAACUUGUCGGAAUCUUGCGACGUCUAAAUUUGCCUAUUUGCAGCACGUACACAGCGCAGCAGCGGCGUGUGCAGGGUCACGACGUUCCAGCGGAGUUGGAAUUUGCAAACGAGGUGCGCCGCGCCAUAGUGAAAGGUUACUUUACAAAGGUGGCGCUCUCUCUUCCGACAAAGCACCAGUUUAUGACGCUUAAAGACGAUGUUAAAUGCCUUCUUUUUCCAUCGACAUACCUGAACCGCCGCCCCAAAUUUGUGGUAUUUAAUGAGCUAGUCCUGACGAGCAACACGUAUAUUAGAACGGUAACAGCUGUCUCUGAAGACUGGCUGAUCGAGUCGAGCCCUUCGUAUUUCGCCCAUGAUGAGUUCGAAGGGAUUACGAAGCAGGUUUUUGAUGAGGUUUUCCGAAGGCAAGGGAAGGAGAAAGAGCGUCGUUCGAAACGAACACGGACACCUAGUGAUGACUAG